Molecule: messenger RNA, 969 nt
Organism: Fonsecaea erecta
Lineage: Eukaryota; Fungi; Ascomycota; Eurotiomycetes; Chaetothyriales; Herpotrichiellaceae
Exons: 1
Coding region: 1-969 (322 amino acids)
Source: RefSeq, a predicted model, not a curated record
AUGGAGAGAACGAGAAUGAGAGGUUACAAUAAGAUCGCAGGCGUGAUGGGCACUUAUCCCCAGCUCUCCAUUUUCCGAAGAUUCCUCAUCUCGAAUGCCAGGAACCUGCUCUGCCUCCAGGCCGAGAUUGUGAACCACGAGCAUGAUCUCCGGGUCGCCAUCAAGGACGACCGCAACUCGGCCGACCCGACGAGGAAACGGUUCGAGUACGACAUUUCGGCCAUGAAAGGCCCACACGAGAGCCCGCGGACGGGCCUGCAAUGGACCAGAACCCUCGAAAUGCGUGGUCUGCUCAGAGAGUACAGUCCGUGUCCCCUGCCCUGUCUCCAGAGAAUCGUUGUGUUGACAGCCUGCGUAACCAACCUAUUAGACACGGCCCUUCUUCAAUUUGCCUCUCUCUGUCGACUUGCUCCCGUCAACAAGUCUGACCUGGCCGUGCUUCACGAAUUGCUGGAGAAGCCAGACGGCAGCGGAGAGCCAUUCCUGGAGGCUCACGAGUACGAGACAUGGGAUGAGGAUACUAUCAAAGACCUGACUUCGGUGGCCGGACUGCACACUGAUAGAGACGCUCUCUCAAGAUUCAUCGACAAAAUGGUGAGAUCUGUCUACCACAAGCACAUUGGCCGCAGACUGCAUGACCCUAUCUCGGUGGUCGAAGCCUGGGCAGGGGAAGAGGGAGAAAAAGACAGACACAUCAUCGAAUAUCCUGACAGCUAUGUCACGACCACCAUCGACACGUUGUCCACCAUUCUGGCCUCGGUGCUCCCGACCAUCGCAGCCUUUGGAAUCUAUCUCAUACCUGAUAUUAUGACGAGGAUGGCGGCUAUCGUCGGGUGCACUCUGCUCUUCUCCACCACCCUCUCGCUGGUGGCAAGACCCAAACGAGCCGAGUGUUUUGCGGCGUCUUGUGCCUUUGCAGCAGUUCUUGUCGUAUUUGUCGGAAAUUGGAAUGUGCCUUCUUCGUCUUAG